This is a messenger RNA of Striga asiatica, 528 nucleotides long. The record is from the annotation of a GenBank genome assembly. NCBI's taxonomy places the organism in Eukaryota, Viridiplantae, Streptophyta, Magnoliopsida, Lamiales, Orobanchaceae.
AUGGAUCCUCAAAAAGAACCAGUCAAGGGUGAUGUGGAUAUCAGUUCAAUCGAAGGGGCCGAAGGAGGUGAGCCGAUAGGCGAAGAAGAUGAGCAAAGUAGCUACGCAGCGAAGCAUUUUCCAACCCGCCCGGUCCGUGCCUUUACUUUAGGUCAAGUGUCCAUCCCUCUCGUACCGGUUCCACACGAGGGCGCACGAGGUUCUGCAAGACCUGGGAUAGUGGAAUACCGGGCAGCAGGGAAAGAAAGGCAGAUGAUGCAGCGAGUAUGGCUCUGCGAGACCUCUAGUCUCUUGGGAGAUUCUCGUUUUGCCAUGGCAGACUUGGGCAUGAAGUGCCUCAUGCGUUUAAGAAGCCGUGAUAAAGAACAGCCUCGGAAUGAGGUUCCACUAGGAAUCGAAGCUGGAUACGGAGGAAAGGGGAUUCCCGUAGUAGCGGCUAACAAAGCGGGGUCAGCCAACUCUAUUGUACGAUGCCAGUCAGCCCGUCUGUCUUCAACAAAGCGCAGGAACGCACGAGAUAGAGUCUAA